Molecule: messenger RNA, 1314 nt
Organism: Nanorana parkeri
Lineage: Eukaryota; Metazoa; Chordata; Amphibia; Anura; Dicroglossidae
Gene: FAIM2
Product: Fas apoptotic inhibitory molecule 2
Exons: 12
Coding region: 144-1070 (308 amino acids)
Biological process (GO): negative regulation of apoptotic signaling pathway
Cellular component (GO): Golgi apparatus; endoplasmic reticulum; membrane
Source: RefSeq, a predicted model, not a curated record
ACUGCUCCACCUCCUGGAUUGCAGAGGGAUGGUUCAAUCCUGCAGAUUGCUGGAUGGUACUAGAAUGUAAAGCAUCAUCACUGUCCAUCCAGUGCUGAGACUGUUCGGAGAUCUGAGAGCAACCACAGUGCAGCAUCACCAGCAUGACCCAGGGAAAGGUCACUGUUAGCAACAAAAGUGCGGAGAAUGGAGGGGGAAAUGGAAAUAACACCGUGAAUCCCUCUGCACCACCUUCCUAUGAAGAGGCCACGUCAGAAGAUGGAAAGAAGGCCAAUUACCUUGUGACAACUCCAUCCAACAUAUAUCCUGGCUGGACACAAGAGGAUGCAGGGAACAGCCCCAGCUACAGCGGCGGACCCUAUUCCGGAGACACCGAGAUGCUGACAUCACAGAGCUGGGAAGAUAACAGAGUGCGCAGGUCAUUUAUUAGGAAGGUCUAUUCAAUCCUGUCACUUCAGCUUUUAGUCACUGUCUCCAUUGUGGCUCUCUUUACCUUCUGUGAUCCAGUUAAGGAAUAUGUCCAGGCAAACCCAGGCUGGUAUUGGGCUUCCUACAUUGUUUUCCUCACAACAUACUUGGUUCUGGCCUGCUGCAGCGGACCAAGGAGGUACUUCCCAUGGAACCUCAUUCUGCUGUGCAUCUUUACACUUUCCAUGUCAUACAUUACUGGAAUGAUCUCCAGUUAUUAUAAUACCACCUCUGUGAUCCUGUGUCUUGGAAUUACCGCACUUGUCUGCAUUUCCGUCACUUUAUUCAGCUUCCAAACCAAGGUGGAUUUCACUUCCUGUCAUGGUGUUCUGUUUGUGCUCGUUAUGGUUCUUUUCUUCAGUGGCCUAUUCCUUGUGAUCCUAAUCCCGUUUCAAUAUGUGCCAUGGCUUCAUGCAGUCUAUGCAGCACUAGGAGCCAUUGUAUUUACUCUGUUCUUGGCAUUUGACACCCAGAUACUGAUGGGUCGCCGGAGGUUCACACUUAGCCCAGAAGAGUAUAUCUUUGGAGCCCUCAACAUCUAUCUGGAUAUAAUUUACAUCUUCUCAUUUUUCCUCCAGCUGUUUGGCACAACCCAAGACUGAAGAUGUGCAUUAAAUUGCUGAUUUUGCACACAUGCAGUACCUGUGUACAACAUCCCUGUAAUCCAAGAACUCAUUCAUUCUGUCUUGCAUAUUGAUUUACAACCAGUUGGCACCUAUAUGUGAACUGAAACACUAAAUGCCACUUAUGGCAUGACAUACACCUGAUUACCAACAGACCAUUCUCACUUGAUAUCUGAAUAACACUUUCAUGGCUUAAUGUGAACUGAACCUUAAUCAUACAAGG